Molecule: messenger RNA, 2193 nt
Organism: Bufo bufo (common toad)
Lineage: Eukaryota; Metazoa; Chordata; Amphibia; Anura; Bufonidae
Gene: PGAM1
Product: phosphoglycerate mutase 1
Exons: 4
Coding region: 50-814 (254 amino acids)
Biological process (GO): glycolytic process
Molecular function (GO): intramolecular phosphotransferase activity
Source: RefSeq, a predicted model, not a curated record
GCAGUCCUCACUCUGUUCCGCAGUCUGACAGCCGGGGAGAGCAGGAGACAUGGCAGCUUACAAGAUCGUCCUUAUCCGCCAUGGGGAGAGCACCUGGAACCAGGAGAACAGAUUCUGCGGCUGGUUUGACGCUGACUUAAGUGACACAGGAGUGGAGGAGGCCAAGAAGGGCGGAGAGGCACUGAAAGAUGCCGGCUAUCAGUUUGAUAUCUGCUUCACAUCCGUCCUGAAGAGGGCCAUACGCACCUUGUGGCUGGCGCUGGACGGCACUGACCAGAUGUGGGUGAAGGUGGUGAGGACAUGGAGGCUGAACGAGAGGCACUACGGCGGGCUGACCGGACUGAACAAGGCGGAGACGGCGGCCAAGCACGGAGAGGAGCAGGUGAAGAUCUGGAGGCGGUCGUACGAUAUCCCUCCACCCUCCAUGGAUGCCGACCAUGAUUAUUAUAGCAUCAUCAGCAAGGAUCGUCGCUACGCUGACUUGACAGAAGACCAGCUACCAAGCUGUGAGAGUCUGAAGGACACCAUCGCCAGAGCCCUGCCAUUUUGGAAUGAUGAAAUCGUCCCAGUGAUCAAGGAGGGGAAGAGAGUCCUGAUUGUAGCUCAUGGAAACAGUCUUAGAGGGAUCGUCAAGCACCUUGAAGGCAUGUCUGAGGAAGCCAUCAUGGAGCUGAACCUCCCCACCGGCAUCCCUAUCGUCUACGAGCUCGACAAGAACCUGAAGCCCAUCAAACCCAUGCAGUUUCUAGGAGACGAAGAAACGGUGCGCAAAGCCAUGGAAGCCGUGGCCGCCCAAGGAAAAGCCAAGAAGUAAACGGUCCUUCCCAGAAGACGGCGUCAUCCAUCCCUUUUUUUUAUUUUAUUUAGUUCACUUUUUAAAGCCGACACUUGACAGCUAGGGAUUCUAAAAUACCGCUAUAUCUGUAGUAGUGCGCCCCUAGCAAACCGCUCGCGUCUCCAGCUCCGCCCGCGCGGCUGGAGCCGAGUUUAGUGUGUUGCUUGUGCAUUUCAUUCCGGUGUCUUUGGCUAUUAUGUGUAUAGUUUGAUAGAACGUGUGGUCGCCACGCAGUCCAGUCGCACAUCACUUGACUGUCCGAGACGAUGGGGGUAGUAGUUCCCUUCUGUAGUCUUCUGUUUACGGUUGAUAAGGGCACUUACUGCGCAGCGCUCCCAUGCGGGUUCUGUUGUACUUUUUCCAAGUUAGUGUCACUUUUAUUCCAUUUCGAAUGCACUUGCAAUAUUCCUCUGAGGCCAGUCACAUUCAUAGCAUGGUGUGCAUUUUAAAUACUGAUGAUGCAUCUUGGGCAUUUACACCAAAAUUUGGGAUUUUCUUUGUCAUUUCAGCCCCAAAUUUGCUGAGCUGUAAGAGUUUGUCCCCUAAAAAAAAAAAUACUAAUUUGAUAAAAGCCCUUGAGUCGAUCUCUGCUGUCCAGUUAACGCAGGGGCGCCCAACCUGCAGCUCUUCAGCUGUUGCAAAACUACAACUCCCAGCAUGCCUGGACAGUCUACAUAUUUCAGGGCAUGCUGGGAGUUGUAGUUUUUCAACAGCUGGAGGGCCGCAGUUUGGGCAUCCCUGUGUUAACGGAAAUUCACUUUGGCCAUUUCCUGUUCUAAAGAGGUUUUCCCUCUUCAUCAUUGAUGGCAUGGCAUUAGGAUACGUCCCUAAUGCCAGAAAGGUGCAGGUUUCCCGCUCUGGAAACUGCUCCUAUUUUCCGAAUGGGGCCCCUAAAGUGAUGGGAGAGCAGCAACACAUGUGCGUUCACCCUCCGUUCACCCCUAUGGGAGCCAAGAAUAGCCUUGCCCCUCCUUUCACUUCUAUGGGACUUCCGAAGCUUGAGCGCUCCCAUAGGUGCAUGUUCAGACGGUCAGUACACCCGUUUCGGUGCAGCUUUUUAAUCUAGGACCAAUCCUUUUCUGCCAGUACGUUCCAGAUGGCAAUGUUGCGGUCACCUCAGGUGUUAAUACAAGUCCCUGUGGCCCCAUUAGUCACUCAUGUUAACGGUAAAGUACAUCCCAAUACUGUGGCUAUUUAUUGUGCUUCGCGUCUCCUCUGCGGGUAUUGGAGAUCAAUGCUCUCUACCGAUACGGCCCGGCCAGGUCCUGGCGCUUGUCUCACGGGGGUCACUUUUCCUUUUUGUAGAGAUUUCUGUUAUUUAAACCAUGACAAUAAAGGAGUGAUGUGCAAUUACUCUG